Messenger RNA from Morone saxatilis (striped sea-bass), 3020 nucleotides. RefSeq names its product ATP-sensitive inward rectifier potassium channel 10. NCBI's taxonomy places the organism in Eukaryota, Metazoa, Chordata, Actinopteri, Moronidae. The transcript has 6 exons. Gene Ontology annotation, cellular component: plasma membrane. Gene Ontology annotation, biological process: regulation of monoatomic ion transmembrane transport; potassium ion import across plasma membrane. The coding region runs from base 250 to 1512 and encodes 420 amino acids. The record is from RefSeq and is a predicted model, not a curated record. Gene Ontology annotation, molecular function: inward rectifier potassium channel activity.
UGAGACGAGGUUUGGGUCAGGAACACAACCCCGAUAAGCCAAUGACUGUCUCCAUAACUCUCCUCAAUGGUCUUUCAGUGUUGUGGGACGCAGGCUGCUGAAGUUACUCUUCCUGCAGAAUUACAGUCCCAGUUGUGUCGUGUGAGCAUGCGUACGACAACAAAGCAGACAUGUGGACGAAAGGCUGAGGCUCCGGGCUCCAAACUCCUCUCUGCACGGAUCAAUUAGAUUGCAAUCCCAGCUGAAAAGAUGACAUCUGCCACACCUCCUUCCUCUCGUAGCUCCUCGCCUCAGAAGGUUUGCCACUCACAGACCCAGACAGAUGUUUUAAAACCCUUACUGGGUGGUGGCAUUUCCGGUGGUGGCGGGACUCUGAGGAAGAGGAGACGUGUCCUGUCCAAAGAUGGCCGUAGCAACGUGCGCAUUGAACAUGUCAGUGGGCGGAGUGCUCUGUACAUGCGUGACCUCUGGACAACUUUUCUGGACAUGCAGUGGCGCUACAAGUUCUUCCUGUUCACGGCCACAUUUGCAGGGACCUGGUUCCUGUUCGGGGUCCUGUGGUAUCUGGUGGCACUGGUACAUGGAGACCUGCUUGAAUUUGACCCUCCGUCAAACCACACACCCUGUGUGCUGCAGAUGCAGACACUGACAGGGGCUUUCCUCUUCUCUCUGGAGUCCCAGACAACCAUUGGUUAUGGUUUUCGCUGCAUCACUGAGGAAUGCCCGGCUGCUAUCAUCUUACUCAUCAUCCAGCUGGUCCUCACCAUGCUGAUGGAGAUCUUCAUCACUGGUACCUUCCUGGCCAAGGUUGCUCGGCCAAAGAAGCGAGGUGAAACAGUGAAGUUUAGCCAACAUGCUGUGGUGUCGACUCAGGAAGGCCGACCCUGCCUGAUGAUCAGGGUGGCCAACAUGCGCAAGAGUCUCCUGAUUGGGUGUCAGGUGACUGGAAAACUACUCCAGACAUCCCUGACCAAGGAAGGCGAGACGGUUCGUCUGGACCAGAGGAAUGUACCCUUCCAAGUUGACACAUCCAGUGAUAGCCCCUUCCUCAUCCUGCCCCUCACCUUUUACCACCUCAUUGAUGAUAACAGCCCCCUGCGAGCCUGGGCAGCCAAGGGUGGGGGCUGGACAGAUCCAGAAUUGGCAGACUUCGAGCUGCUGGUGAUCAUGAGCGCUACAGUUGAGCCGACCUCCGCCACUUGCCAGGUUCGCACUUCCUACCUGCCGGAUGAGAUUCUCUGGGGUUAUGAGUUUCCCCCUGUAGUCUCCCUUUCCCCAUCAGGCAAAUACGUAGCAGACUUCGCCUUCUUCGACAAGGUGGCCAAGACCAAGACCACGCCCAUCUUCAAACCAUCUAGCCCCCAGCAAGUGUACCAGAGCAACGGGGGUGGGACUGUACCUGAGGUGUCUGAUCCGGACAAGAUUCGAUUGGAGCAGAGCUACAGGGAGAGAGGGGACGAACGUGGCCGGGCCAGAGAGACUCCUCUCAGUGUUCGCAUCAGCAAUGUGUGAACAGAAGGGAGCAUUUCAUAGAGUGCAAUGCACAGGAGACUGAUUUGCUGUCAGUGUCAACAGCAAAUCAAUGAAACAACAUAUCAACACAACUUGGGAGACUGUCUUUUUCGACUGUUUUGAACUUGUAUCAGAAAGAUAUGUGGGUCCCAGUAGCACCAAAAUCAUGCAUAAAGCAAAUAUGGAAGACUGCAGACUACUGUUGUAUCAAGUUUGUCAAUGGCAUAUGUUUUACACUGGUUUGACUGUAUUCAUAUGGCGGCAUAACACACUGCCUAACUGCAGCUAAUGUAUGUGUUUUGGGUCAUAUACUGUAGACACAAAAAUAACAGCUUGGUUUAUUUAUUCACACAGGAAAAAAAGAAUCAUAAAAAUCAAAGAUAGAAAACAAAAGAAGCAGUGGAGAGUACGGAAAACUUGGUGGGCUUGUUGGGUUCUCCCCCUGAGUACUCAAUGUGAAAUCACACACAGAAAGGUUUGUGAAAGUGUCAGUGAGUAUGAAUGUGUAUUUUCCACUGUUAGGGGUACAUGAAGGAGUACGGGGGAGGGGUGCUUUUGGGGGAGGCUAUAUGUUCAUAGGUUUUACACUCUUCACUGUUAAUCUACAGAUUAGACAGUUAUGGAAUAACUAAAUCUUGUCAAAUACGGGUCUGUGGCCUAAUGUGUAUCAGUUUGGGGGUCCUUGACACCAAAAAGGUUGAGAACUACUGUAUUGGUCAUAUGACUUUGAGUUUCAACUUGGUUUGCUUCUGUUGCAGUAAAAACACCAAUGAGUUAACCUCGAACGCACAAAAUCCCCACCCCCAAACUCUCUCAUAUUUUAACAUUUCCUGUUUUAAACUGACAGAAGUAUUGGAGUAAAAGACACAGCGUAAAUGAUAUGCAUUGUACAUGGCAAUGUACUGUAAUAUGUUAGCACUUUAGAGAUUCUGUUACACUAACGUAGCACUACAACUGGAAUUUAGACAAAUGUGAGAUUGAAUAUGUUGUGUUAAAGGUGCUCUGUAUCUCUUUCUUGUUUUCUGUUAUAUACUAUGACUGUUAUUACUGUUAGCACUUUAUGUAAGUACAUGCACCUUUGCACCUUAGGAAGGUUAGCUGUUUGGAACCUUAAGACAGGAGAUUUUAAUACUACUAAAAGCAUUUGCAUGUUGAAUAUCAUUGGAUUUGAAGUUAAAAUUAACUUUCAAACAGAGCUUCUUUCCUACAUUACUAAAAGCUGCUGUACAUACAUGGAUGUAACUGCCCAUCUAGUUGUUUGAAAGUGUUACUGUUACACCAGAUGGCUGAGAGAUGAGAAUGUAAUGUUGUAAGUCACUGAUAAUGACUUUGAAGGAAAUGUGUGACAAUGAUGGUUAGGCAUGAUGAAUGAAACAAAUAUGUUGGAAAUUGUAUUUGUAACAUUUCCUUAAUUAACAUCAAACUCUGGAAUGUUAAUAGUGUUUAGGAGAGAGAACAAACGAGACGAAUUCUCUCUAAAAAGUGAUUUAAUAAAGCUGGGUUAUUAA